Aureobasidium pullulans EXF-150 is the source of this 2371-nucleotide messenger RNA. RefSeq lists its product as uncharacterized. The transcript is spliced from 3 exons. NCBI's taxonomy places the organism in Eukaryota, Fungi, Ascomycota, Dothideomycetes, Dothideales, Saccotheciaceae. Bases 150 to 2276 code for a protein of 708 amino acids. The record is from RefSeq and is a predicted model, not a curated record.
GGUGCUUUCACGUCCGACGGUUAGCCUACACCCUGUAGCAGCUGGCGGGCAAGGCUACUACAAGAUAUGUUCCCCAUGUAACGUGAGUCUCAAAUGCUCUUCGAAUCCAUGAGUCGUUUAGUCAACCUUGGAAGCAUCAGAGCGCUGGUAUGGAGCCUCAUUUAGGAGCCAUAACGGAAAACAUAGCGUUUCUGGCUUUCCUUAAGCAUAGAGGACGAUCCAAAACAAACCCGAUACCCCUAUGUCCUUGCAAUUCGAGCAAAGAUAUUUUCUCGCUCUCGUUCAAGCACGAGGUGAUCAUUGGGAAAGCCUUUGCCUUAAUUCUGGUAAACACCAAUGACAAAAGCAAGGUCGGGGCUGUCUGCAUCGAAGAACGUGUUGACCAAAGUGGCAUAACGGUUCGUUCAGCGACAAACACAGGAUCGCAAGAAAAAAGAGAGUCUGCAUUUACCCGUAUCGCCAAACUAUUGGAGCAUUUAUCAGCUAGUCGACGUGAUGAGAAACAGCAGAAUGAGCUUUUGUUCGAGAUAAUCUGUGUCUGCCAGAACAAAAUUCUUGGUCGAUUACGUUCAAGACAUGCACCGCAAACAAAAAAGAACAAGCGUCCUCUGCUUCGCAAGCUGUGGCACGUCAUGGAAAUCCUGAAGAAAUACGAUCAUCGCAGUCGCCAUUAUGACAACCUGGAGAUCAAGGCUAACACUGUGAUCGACCUACUCAAAGCCCUCGAGCGUCACGAGCGUGCGUGGGCGUUGGGGCACGAAGGAAGCAAGUGUAUACAAGAAAUGUUUAGAGGCGUCCAAGCCCUGUUGCCCCAAAUUCUGGAAAGCCGGAAACGGUUGUCGACUAUGGAAGCAGAAUCUUUGGAGCCUGUUGAACAUUUACACCUGGAAAACCUCAUUGAACGUCUAGAGAAGCUUGAUCAGUAUCGGCACGCAGCAAUGAACCUUAUAAGUCUAAGAAGACGCUACCGAAUACUUCGAAACAUCAAAUUCGAGGGAGUGACCAUGUCCAAUUGUCCCAACGAAGGGAAAAGCAUGGACCUGUGCCUCACGAAUAGAGGACUUUUCACUCAGUUCUACGCCAGGCAAGAAGUAGACCAUGGACGCCCUUCUUCUUUUCCUUGUACACCAGAAACAUACCAGAAGAUACGUACCGCAGCACGACAGAAAAGCAAAGUUCAUGCAGAAAUUCAACUCCUCUAUUUCUACGAGAGCAUGGGGUCAGAUUUGGGGGUAACCAGACCUCGUGUCAUUUGCUCUGAAAAGCACGCAUGCUUUCUCUGUGACACCUUCAUAAGAGCCCAUGCACAAUUUUACACGGCUUCAACACACGGAACAUUCUAUUCGCAGUGGAGAUUACCAAGACCUGGAGAAUUCAAGGUGUCAAGCACAAGUAUCAUGGCUGCCUUGAACCGUUUCAACAUAUCACUGGAAGGGGAAAUAAUGGCCCGGCUUCUGCAUGGGCCACAACUAAACCUCAGUGUCCCAGAGAGUGUUCUGGUCGAAGCAGAGACUUUCACGCCGUCCCUGCAAUCGUCAGUCUACACUAACGAUCGGGCUCAAACAUUUGAUGAUCUACCUGACAGAGGAAAAUUGAGCUAUGCCUCGACCGUUAACAGAGACGAAAUCUUUGCUACUGCGAAACUUUUCCGAAAUGGUCGAUCGAAGUCAGCUACUGUUCUCAAUACUGUGAGCGCCACGCAUCUCGAUGAAACACUCUCUUUGAAGUCUAUGCAGGGUACUGUCAUCUCGGUACCUGACUCAAGCCUCUGUGCUAUCAAAGAGCUAUACAAAGAGGACGAGAACGCAACGUUCGUAUCGAGUAGACGCUCGAUAACAGACUUUGGAAGACCAACUUUUGGCACUUCAAGGAUUCUUGCUUUUGACAAUGCUUCUAAGGAUUGCUUAAUUAUGCAAUACGCAGAAAGUGACCAUGCGAUCGCUACGAUUGUCCCGGGCCAAAACCUGACUACAUAUCUCUCACCUGGCUGCACAGUACAAGUGCACACACCAUAUAUUCAUUUGCACCUGGAAUAUGCAUCGAUCGCACCAAGAGCGGAAUUGCGUAGCGAUCUGAUCCUAAAUUUGACUUGUGCAGUUGGAACUAUCGACGGAUCUGAAGACGAACGCCCUCCUUCUACUUGGAUUGAUCUUGGAGCUAGAGGUGAUAAACUCCCAAAGACUCUUCCCGAAAACGCUCUUCUCCAAGAAGGAGGUAUCAAAUUGUGUAAGCAUGAUCAGUUUGUGACCCUCAGAGCUUUAGUAAAUGAGAGCUAAACUCCCCCUACAAUUAUUGUCUUCGAUUGUCGGAUGGCCUGCCGUCAAGAUCUCUGCUGCUUACUCUCAAGUCGCCACCGGCUAUUCGACGAGCA